ACACCAUGGAAACCCCAACAGCCAGUGAUGUCAAAAAGGGGAUUUCACUCCUUUGGGAGACUCUGCAGUGUCCAAUAUGCUUGGAGUUAAUGACUGCACCUGUAUCUACUAAGUGUGACCAUCAGUUUUGCAAAUUUUGUAUGAUGAAACUUUUGGACAACACGAAACAAAACAAGGCUAGCUGCCCAGUGUGUAAAACCAAGAUAACCAAAAGGAGCCUGCAGGAGAGUCCUGGUUUUCAGAGGCUUGUAGCAGGAUUGCAGGACAUGAUACAGGCAUAUGAACAUGACACCGGCACAAACUACUUCACUGGAACGUCCCAUCAAAAAGAAGAAUCAGAAGUCACAGAUGCUGAAGCUUCUAAGCGUUGUCAUAAUAUGACACUUGGAAAUACACCUGGCACAGACCAUGACAAUGUGGAAAAUGUCGACAUCGAUGAUCUUCCAAGGUCUCACUCCUCGACUAUAGCAGCCCAGAAUGGAUUUGCAAGAUUGAUGGGACUUGAAGACACAAAUCCUUUGGCAACAGAAAAUGAAGGCCUGGACAGUGGCCUCGGGGAAGCCCCACCAACUUCUGACAAGAAAAUGCGCAGUUCUGCAGAUAAUUUGGAACCAGUCGAAACAGAGAUGUUCGAAGCUGUGGACAACAUGACAUGGACACAUAAAACAAAAGAUGAAAUGGGACUCCCCAAAUUGGACAAAGUCUCCCUCCAUCUGUCAUUAAUUCCAGACAAGACUGAGCAUCAGCCUGUAAGAAAGUCCUCAAGGAAGAAGCGAAAAAAUGAUUCUGAGCCCGAGAUUCUCGGGGAGAAACAAAAGAAAAGUUUACAGAAAGUUGCUGAGUGGCUCAUGAAGGUUCCACCUGAGGGAAGUCUUGAAGUAGAGCAACCCAACGAAGACGCUGAUGACUCUGACAGCAGCUCUUCGACCUCAACAAUAGAUAUCAAGCAACACAACACUGACAUGAAUCUCUCGAGAGUGGAUCGUGCAAAAGCCCUUGAAGAUCAGGUAUUUGGGGCCGUCUACAGACGAGAACGAAAAGGGACCAGGGCUUUUUCUCCUCCACUUAAUGUUUUUGUCGGGCCAUCAGCAACUAAAGAAACACAAGCGGUCUCCACCAGAAAAAAGGAGGAUACUUGUACUCGUGCUGAUGUUAUCCCGAAUACAAGCUCUGCAGAUAAAAGUGAAAGUGAUGUUGAGGCAGAGCAACAAAUAAUAGAAGAAGUAAAUGAAACCAGCAGUGAUUUUUUUAAAGAAGCAGAACAAAUAGAGGAAAAUGAUAGAGAGAAACAUGGGGAAGAGUUGAACAAAUUGCCAGAAAGUGACAAAAAUAAUGGCAAAGGUGAGGAUCCCUCUCCUGUGCAUGUUAUCGAGCAACAGCAACCAGACAGAAAUGCAAAGAAAAUAAUGAGAAACAGUCUGCAGCAGGUUGACAGUGAUUUGCAAGAGCAAGCUAAAACAACCACAGAAACUACUGAGCAAAAGAAAACAGACAAGAGGAGAGGUAAAAACACAAAGUUAGAAAAAGGCAAGCCUGCCAGAGUGCCAAAACCCCUUGUUCUGGUUGGAGUUCAGAAUGGAAAAACAAGUCCUAAGACUAGACCAAGGUCUGAAGAAGUUCAAGUUCAUAUUGAGAACUACCCCAGCAGCGAGGACCAAGAGAUCCCCGUCACAAGGAGAACAAGGAGAAGUAGAAGGCUUCAACUCUUCACUGAGGAAGUCCAGGGAGGUCCCAAAAAGGCAAACUUGAAGGCCAAUACUUCUGAAAAGCAAUCAGAGGAAGCUAAAGGUGGAACAUUAGAUCAUAUGGCAUCACCUAAGAAUGGAAACAUAACAAAGGAGGCUGAAAGAAACGGAUGUGUUUAUGAUCAAGACUUGGGUGGAAUAGAAAAUAUUGAGUCUGGCGAAAGAGCAUCUUUUUUGAAACCAACAGAAAAAACUGUAGAGUCGAUUGCUGAAGUGCCAAAUGCUGAAAUUUUAUCUGAAGUUGGCGCUGCUUGUUAUGUCCCCCUCGUCCCUAGCUCUACAAGUCCAACUGAAGCGAUGGUGGUUGGUCCAACACCUGAAGGCGACAACCCAACAAAUCGGGUCUCAAACAGUACUCAGUUGGAAACCUUCCCUCAGGAGACAAAGUGUGCUGAAACAGAAAAUGAGGAGGAUAAGAACGACAGUGAAAUGGACACUGAGCAUCUGCUCAGGAGCUUCAAAGCCACAAAAAGGAAAUCUUUCCAUCUUGGUGGUCCAAAUGUGAAAAGGAGCCGCAGUUUGGACCAAGAGAACGCGCAGGGUGCAGAAGCAGAAAAUGUUGAAUCUGCAAAAAAUCAGAUGAAUACGAAAGCAUCUGAAGUCAGCAACCAAGACUCAUCAAAAGACGAUGAAAACUCAUCUUGCAGUGACUUGAUCUCCCCCUCCACAUCACCCGCUCUGACAGGAAAACCAGUUGCUGAGAAACACGAUCAAGUAGGAGAAGCCUCGGUCCCUGACAACAGUGCUAACUGCGCCUCCCGGAAUAGUGUCCGCAGCACCCUCACUCCUAAUGUAGUGACAAAGCGUGACAUAGAAAGUCCUCAUCUCUCUGUUGUGCCUCAAGUAGUAGAUUCUGGGCUCUGCUUCGUAGCCGUUGAGCACGAGGAGCUAAAUGAACCCUCAAAGUGUUCUCAGAUCGCACAGAGUCCACUCAGUUGUACUGCAAGGGAUGCUGGCAAAGAGACGGAGAUUAGAGAUAGUGGAAAACAUUUAGUCAACACCUCUAAAAAUGUUUUAAACACAGAGUCUUUAACUCCUGAUGGCCUUGAAGCACCAGUUCUACAAACUGUCCAUGAAAUAAAGUCGUACGGUAGUGAUAGCGAAGAGCUCAGCGCCCAAUCCCCCAUCAAGAGCAUGCCCAGAAAGAGGACAAGGAGGAUCGAGUCUUCAUCCGAGUCAGACUGCAGUGAAGAUGGAUUGCCGCCUUUGACAGAAAUUUUCGGAAUAUCAGCUCCUCCCGCUGCCGUGACAAAGGAUCAAGGAGACCGCAGUGAAGCUAAUAGAUGUGAGGGUGAUACUGCGGCUGGAGAAGAACAGUUGAGCCGUCCACCUCCGUGCCCCAGCCCAGACUGUGUUAACUCCAGCCAAGCGUCUGUGGACUUGUUUGGCACGCCAGAGGAAUGCGAAGUCCCAGUAAAUGACAUGCAUGUUUCCAUGGAAUCAUCACAAUUUUCAAGCGAAGUCCUUGUCACACAGCAAAAGAUUGAAAUGCAGAAGGAGCUGGUGAGGUUGGAGAAGUUGAUGGCUCUGGUGUCGGAGGUGCUGCAGGAGAAAGAAGGAAGUCCUGCAAAAGAAGUUCCCUCAAAAACAGACCAGAGCAGCAAAACUACAGGCUCAGACAUACAGAGACCCCUCCCAUGUGAGCAGGACACAGGCCACGGUGCAGACCAGAAAGCUGUUCCAGAAGCAGAGCGAGAGCCCAACACAACAUCAUCCGAUGGCAACACGGUCACACAGCCCAGUGUGUCAAAGCAUGGCAGCUGUGCAGAGAUGGCAGUGCAGCACUCCUCGCACACAGGGCCGAGUGUUAAAGGCUCGGGAACCUCAAAGAUGCCCUGUUCAAGUUCAGCAGCUAAAACAUUAAAGAGCAAUGACUCACCAUCAAAUGGACAAGAAGACAAAGAAAAUAACACUCCUCCGAAAGAUAGAAGUGAAACUAAGAUGGUGCUCGUGUCAUCUGGAUUAAACCCCAAUGAACAGAUAAUGGUGAAAAAGUUUGCUAAGCGAGUUGGUGCCCGUGUGGUUUCCAGGGUAACGCCCGAGGUGACCCAUAUCAUCAUGCACACAGAUGAACAACUGGUCUGUGAGCGUACGCUGAAGUACUUCUUUGGCAUCGCAGGCAGGAAGUGGGUGGUGAGCUUCCAGUGGAUUUCAGAGUGCUUCAAACAAAAGAAACUCUUAGAUGAGAGUGCCUUUGAAGUGAGAGGUGAUGUGGUGAAUGGACCGAACCACCAGGGCCCCAUGAGAGCUCGUACCACUCAAGACAAUAAUUUGCUCAUGAAGGGCUACAAGAUCUGCUUCCAAGGGCCGUUUACAGACAUGACGACAGAUGAAAUGGAGUGGAUGGUGGAGCUCUGUGGAGCCACUGUCGUCAAAGAUCCUCUUCUCCUCGACAGUAAACAGAAGUCCCAUCAGCUGGUCAUUGUGCAGCCUGGAUCAGAGUCGUCGUCGUUCAAGUACAGCAGUCUCUCUAGACACGUGACAAUCGUGACACGUGGUUGGCUGUUGGAUACCGUGGCAACCUACACCCUCCAAAACCACAACAAGUACACAACAUAAACUCUGGGAAUCAAGUGCAUUACACCCACAGCUACGCAUUGUCCUCUCGUAACUCAUUUUACAACUACUGUUUUUUAAUGUCCAAUACUUUAACUAAAGUGCCAUCCAUCUGUUUUAUUGAUAAAACUUUGUUUUGUGUUUGUACGGCAUGAUGUAUAUAAAGUUUGAUCAACACAAGAUGUUUGAAUUAAGUCUUUUAGCACUGGUAUGAUACAUAUUCACACACAUCUAUCACUGCUGCCCACAGUGUAGAUAUAAAAAACACGAUGUGCCCACAGUAGAAAAUUACAGACAAGUUUUAUUGUUGAGUGACUAAUAUUCUUAGAAGGAAAGUGUCAUUUUAGGAGUCUUAUACUUUCAGUUGUAUCAUCCUGUGCAGUCAAAGGCGGAUGGAAUUGUAUAAUUAAAUGAAAUGGCCCUGAAUAAACAGUUUUUUUUAAAAAUGCAGAUAUAUCUGAGGUAAGCAGCCCAAGGAAAUGCUAAACUCUCAGUACAAUACAGAAUAAUCUCUCAUCAUGCCCAGAAUCAUCCUCAGGGUUUCAGAACGAGCCAUUUACAGUAUUUAGUACUUGUAUUUCUCCUGUCAGAUCUAAUAUAUUUUAAUGAGCUCUUGUCACCGUGCUCUCCGAUGUUUUCACCGCU
Plectropomus leopardus (leopard coralgrouper) is the source of this 4946-nucleotide messenger RNA. The record is from RefSeq and is a predicted model, not a curated record. NCBI's taxonomy places the organism in Eukaryota, Metazoa, Chordata, Actinopteri, Perciformes, Serranidae.